AUGGCAUAUGCGAAUGACAUAAGAAAAUUUUUCACUAAACACAUGGUUAAUGAGAAUCUGGGUACGAUCUGCAAUGUUCAUGUGGUUCACGCUGACCUCAGUGAAUAUGGAGCAUUGGAUGAGAAGUGCAUCAAAUUGGCAGAGCUUGUUGCCACAACAGUUGAUUUCCCCAAAACUGGAAAGAUUGUCACCAUGCCAUUUGAACUCAAACCGAAAAUGUAUCCCUACUUUAUGGAGAACGAGGAAUUUCAGUCGUACAAGUCAGAAAAAAUUUUGGGCAAGCUAUACUGCCAAGUCAUAGAUGCUAAUGACAAAGAAGUGGUAGAGCUAAAAUUUGUUCCUCAAGACAUUCUUUAUGAUGCAGACCUUCACAUCCCCGGAUCCACAAAUUUCAUUACCGAUGCGUGGAGCCAUAAGUGCUCCUAUGGUGGGCAGCUAAAUGGACUUGUGGGACUGUAUAAAGUGCGCAGAGAGGAAGAGAUUGUGACUGGGCACAUUUGGUCCCUGCCAUAG
This is a messenger RNA of Ilex paraguariensis (yerba mate), 513 nucleotides long. NCBI's taxonomy places the organism in Eukaryota, Viridiplantae, Streptophyta, Magnoliopsida, Aquifoliales, Aquifoliaceae. The record is from the annotation of a GenBank genome assembly.